Messenger RNA from Camelina sativa (false flax), 472 nucleotides. RefSeq lists its product as uncharacterized. NCBI's taxonomy places the organism in Eukaryota, Viridiplantae, Streptophyta, Magnoliopsida, Brassicales, Brassicaceae. The record is from RefSeq and is a predicted model, not a curated record.
UUCUUUGGACAAAGUUAAUUCACGUCUUCCAUAAGUAAUUUACUCUUCUUUUUUUUGUCCAAAGAUAUUGUCUUCACAAAAGAAGGAACAAAAAAAGCUAACCUUAAAUUCAAGAAAUAUGUCGAAGAGAGAUGAGAAACAAGAGUUGCCACUAGAAACCAGUCCGUACACAAAGUAUGAGGAUAUAGAAGAUUACAAGAAGAACGCUUAUGGGACUUCUGGUCACCAAGAUGUUAAGCCUGGCCAAGGCGGCGGCACAACCGACGCACCGACCCUGUCCGGUAGUGGUGCUCCCUCCGCCAUAGAUUCCGCUAAUCAACAAGCUAAGAAGUGAACCACUCAUUAUUCAUAAACUUAAUCAAAUAUCAAAACAAAACGUUUCUCUUUUUUUUUUUGAAAAAGGGUUGAAAAUGUUUUUGUUUCUUCUAUUUUCAAUUAAUGGAACUCUCCCAUUGUGAUUUUUUGACGCUUU